Molecule: messenger RNA, 1272 nt
Organism: Blepharisma stoltei
Lineage: Eukaryota; Ciliophora; Heterotrichea; Heterotrichida; Blepharismidae
Source: the annotation of a GenBank genome assembly
AUGUCAGACCAGCUUCCCAAAAAACGCAGCAAGCGCGGACGUCCUCCAAAGCUUCCAGAGAAAAAAUCAAAACCAGACUCAGAUCUUAGUGAGCUCUCUAAAUCCCAAAAUCCCACCACAAAGCAAGAAAAAGCAAUAGAAAAACCAAAACAUCAAAGUGAUUUGCUAGAAGUUUACAAUAAUUUGCGAGCUUCCUUCUUAAAUACUGGGGUUUCUCAGCAGAGCCAACUUCUAAUUCGAAGGAUUUCCAGCAAUCUGUCAUCGUCUGGUGAAAUCAGUUCCCAGCUUUUAUUCAGGAUUUUAAACGAAGUCCUCCAAGAAUUGACAUUAAACGAGCUCGAAGUCGUGUCUUGAGCCAUUGCGCUUGACCGGUACAACUGAAAAGAAAACACUAUGCCUAUCCAAAACCUGCUGCUAAAUGUAGCUUUUGCGGUUAAAAAUCAAUUAAACGAAGACAUCGCGCCUUAUAAAGCUUAUUUAUCGUCAAAAUCAGCAGAUUAUAUGGAUGAAUAUAGCUCUUGGGCUGAAACAAUCAAGCCUCUGAUGAGCAUCAAUGCCAAAGAUAUCAAUAAUAAAUUCAAAGAACUUGGAAAACUGGUGGGAGUGCCUGGGGAUUCCAAAAUACAGGACUAUAAUUAUUACGUGGAUGAAAUUCUGCAGAUUUCGCAGCCAGCUAUACAAGAUGUGAAGGAUGAAAGUUUAUUGAGCGUCAAGAAAUAUGAAUCAAGCGGGCUGAGGAAGGCUUCUGAUUUCGACUUCGAAUCAAGCACAAACAAUAAUCAUGCAGUUUUACCCAAAGUGGAAGUAAUGCCGACCAAUUUUUUGGAGGGAUGGGAUAAGGCUGAUCCAAGCUUCCAUUCUCCAGCUAUAGUAUCUUGCUCCCCCUCCGUGAUAGAAAAAAAAGCCAUUGGAAAAAUCUCUAAUUUUGGGUAAAAGCACCCAUCCUCCGUAAGGGAAAAAAAAUUAAUAGAAAAAUUUUGAUAUUAGUGAUAAUUAUUAUAUUGAAUUAUAUUUAAUUUUAAACAGUUUGCAUUUUAAAAACAUAAAGAAAUUAAUAUUUAAAAAUCUUUGAGAAUUGGGGUUUUUUAAUUUCAAAAAAAUUACUAUAAAAUAUAUAAACAAAAUUAACCCUUUGUGAGCGAGCAUAUUUUUGUUCCCUCACAGAGGAGGAGCUAGCUAUUUUUUUCUGUAGUUACAAGUUAAUAUAGCAAUUUUACAUCAAAAUUAAUGCGAAUAUAUGAAAAAAAUAGCAAAGAGAGUAGUAAAUCUUAA